Molecule: messenger RNA, 2929 nt
Organism: Chilo suppressalis (striped riceborer)
Lineage: Eukaryota; Metazoa; Arthropoda; Insecta; Lepidoptera; Crambidae
Source: the annotation of a GenBank genome assembly
CUAGCGCCGCCACUGUUUAAAGGUUCGUAAACAAAGAAGAGUUACCCUAGUAGCUACUAUUCAAUGGUGCAGUAAGAAAAAAAACAAGCACAAAAAAAAGAAAACAAAAGAAUGGAAAACAAAAAAAGAGUAUAAGGACCUGUCGCAAAACGGGGAUUAAAAAAAAUUAAAAAGAAAAUGGUGCAAUAAGUUCAAGUGAUAUUUCUUAUGAGUGGUCGCCUUCAGUUUUAUAUAGGUACUUUCAAAAGUUAUAGGCGAUAUGUUGUCAAUCGUAAUACUGUGUGUUACUUCUGCUCGGCUAGUAUCGGCCACAGCGACUACGGCACAAUCGCCCACAUGCGAACGGGCACCAGCGCACGCGCAGCCAGCCGAUGCAUUUUACCGCCUUGGAAUAGCCGGCGAACCUGAUCUCUAUUUACCUGGAGAACUUUAUACUGUGUCUUUACAAGGCGUUGACAGCGGCCAAGGGCCCACACCUUUUGUAGGGUUCACGAUUUGGGCUGAAAAAGAUGAAGAGUCUGUGAAAAUUGAUGUCGUCAACUCAUCGGCUAUCAAUCAAAGUUUAGGCGCCUUCCAGUCAUACGAUGCUCAGACGAAACCACACGAUUUCUGCAUGCCCGCUGUGGAUAAUGCUACUGGUCAUCCCAAGACUGACAUACAGAUAAUCUGGAGCGCGCCCCUCCGCACGUCCGAGGCUUGCCUGCGAUUGUGCGCUCGCGCCGCUCCCGUGGGUGGGGGCAAUGGUACAGUGCUUGCGCGCAAGAUUUGCGCUGCGCCUGUCGCCCCCGCCUCCUUCGCACGGCAGCCGCCUAUUAUUGAGCCCUGCUGCGCUUGCGACGAGGCUAAGUACGAAGUUACUUUCGAAGGCCUGUGGUCUCGUAACACGCACCCGCGCGAUUUCCCGCCGGAGUCUGCGCAGGCACACUUCGGUGACGUCAUCGGUGCGUCCCACACAGCUCAGUACAGGGUGUGGCAAGAAGGCAGAGUGGCCAGCGCCGGCCUGAGGCGUUUAGCUGAAGACGGUACCACUACUGCACUCGAAAAGGAGCUCAAAUCAGAAAGCGACCACAUCCGCACGAUAAUAAAAGCUCGUGGCAUAUCGUGGCAGCAAGUCGCCGGUUUCGGCACUCCAAAUACUUUCGCCGUUUUUAGGGUCGACGCCAGGAACCAUCUGGUUUCGUUAGCCUCAAAACUUUCGCCGUCACCGGACUGGAUUGUGGGUGUAUCGGCGUUAGAGCUUUGUAAUGCCAACUGCACGUGGUCGCAUUCGGCUACGCUGCCGUUGUAUCCUUAUGAUGCUGGCACCAAUAGCGGUAUCACGUAUAUGUCUCGUCGUCAACCGACUUUACCUCCAGCGCCGGUGCGAGCUUUACGCCCGGACUGGCCCAAAGAUCCGCGUUCGCCUUUCUUCAGCGCCAAUGGAGAAAUGCGUCCCUUUGCCAGGCUGCGGCUCACUCGAUUACAGCUCUUCGAGAAGAAUUGCGAUGCGGCGAAGAGCGGGGCCGAGGCGGGUGUGCAGCAGGCGGGCGACACGGGCGCAGGUGGCGCGGGUGCUGGCGGGGGCGGGGGCGGAGCUUGCGCGACGUACGCUUGGGGCGCGUGGAGCGCAUGCAGCGUGUCGUGCGGCGAGGGGCGCGCUUCUAGGCAGCGUCAUUACGUGUGGCCGCUGCGAGCGCAUGCGGAGGCGUGCCGCGUGCCACUCACGGACUACACCACGUGCCACGGCCCAAGGCAACACUGCAGAGCGCCAUCUGACUUCGAGCCUCCCGCGGCUUCGUCGACGGGUCCUUGCGCGUUAUCCGCUUGGUCGGCGUGGUCUCCUUGCGAGGGGUGCGGAGUGCGCGCGCGCACGCGUCAUUACCUCGCACCGCGCGCGCACAAACGAUGCCAUCUCGGGUACCGAGCGCGUGCCAUCACCAGUCAGGCGAUGCCGUGCGAAAAUGGACCUUGCGAGAAACCCGCUAAAUAUGUAAACGCAACCAACCACGAUUGGUUCUUUGUGGAUCAGCCUAGUUGGCCAUGUAAAGUGACACCGUGGGGCGAUUGGUCGCCCUGUUCAUCGCGUUGCGGGCGCGGUCGGCGUUUGCGAACCCGCCUGUACCUAGUGCAGGAUGCGCGCGCGCAGCCAGAAAUGUCGCGCAGGUUGCUACAACAGUGGAACAAGAGGUUCGCCGAACUACAGAAGCUGGAUUUCCCCUCAGAAAACCUGACGACCUCGAAGGAAGGAAACGAUCCUGAAAUAGAGAAACUGGUACAGGAACAAAUUGACAAGUGCCAGUUCACUCUUUCCUUGCAGGAGGCCCUGUGUGACGGCGAUGAUAACUUGUGUGUGGAUACUGAAAAGACACAGGAGGUGUGCAAGUUAUCAAUGGUAGUGGGCCAUUGUCGUGGAUACGAAGAGCGCUGGUUCUACGAUAUGUCUCGCAGCACUUGCGAGCCCUUCGGCUUCACCGGUUGCGGCGGAAACGGAAACAACUUCCGCACCAGGGAACAAUGUCACAGCCUCUGUGGGAACCUUACGGCUUCGAACACUACCUCCAACGCAUCGGAUAAUGCUUCCGUUGUGCAGUCGGAUGUCGCCGUGAAGAAGUUGAAGCCAACUCCUCCUGUCGAAGACAACGAAGUCUUGCAAAAUGAUGACCCGGCACAAGGUGAGGGUGUUAAGUGUGAAUUGAGUCCAUGGCUGGGAUGGAGCGAAUGCUUCGGUGAAUGCGACUUUGGAGUUAAACUCAACUAUCGCUUAAUAAAGAACAAAUCAUUUAAAUCGGGAAGCGAGUGCAAGAAGUUGGUGAAGAGUCGCAGUUGCAAACCAGUGCAUUGCCGACGACUCCUUACCAAGGCUAUAAAUUCUUCCGUCAACCAUACUAGAACAUAAGUUAUAUGUUAUUAAGUUAGAAGUUAUUAUUUUUUCAUAAAUUUUAUCGACCGC